AUGGCCUGGUGGCGCCUGGCCCUCCUUCUGCUUGGAGCCCUCCUGGCAGUCUCCCAGCCAGUACUGACCCAGCCAGAUGCACUGCUGGUGUUCCCAGGCCAAGUGGUCCAAAUCUCCUGCAUGCUCAACCCCCGCCACGCCAACAUCGGGGACUACGGCGUGUCCUGGUACCAGCAGCGGGCGGGAAGCGCCCCCCGCUAUCUCCUCUACUACCGCUCCAAGGAGGAUCACCACCGGUCCCCAGACAUCCCCGACCGCUUCUCAGCGGCCACAGACGCAGCCCAAAAUGCCGGCAUCUUGAUCAUCAGCCCCGUGCAGCCCGAGGACGAUGCGGAUUAUUACUGCUCUGUUGGUUACAUAUCCUAG
Myotis lucifugus (little brown bat) is the source of this 366-nucleotide messenger RNA. It is a transcript of the gene VPREB3, whose product is annotated as V-set pre-B cell surrogate light chain 3. The coding region runs from base 1 to 366 and encodes 121 amino acids. The record is from RefSeq and is a predicted model, not a curated record. The transcript is spliced from 2 exons. Gene Ontology annotation, biological process: immune response; immunoglobulin production. Lineage: Eukaryota; Metazoa; Chordata; Mammalia; Chiroptera; Vespertilionidae.